Molecule: messenger RNA, 2327 nt
Organism: Lactuca saligna
Lineage: Eukaryota; Viridiplantae; Streptophyta; Magnoliopsida; Asterales; Asteraceae
Source: the annotation of a GenBank genome assembly
CGAGAUACUUCAAGAAAAUAUAAAUAUUUUUUAAAGUAUUUGUACAAUGUAUUUUGAAUGUAAAAUGCGUUCUAGGGCAUAGUUUCUCAAAAUUUCCUAUCAAAUUAGAGCGCAACAAUUGAGACCGGGACUAAAUUAGGAAUUUCUAGGGAUUAGAUCACUUUAUGUAGUUGGGGGAAGGGGAAAGGGAAAGGGUCAGUUUUAUUCUCAAGGGCUGAAGGAUCAAACGUCGUAUCAUCGCUCAUAGUUUAUAGUGUGAGUUUGAAAUUGAGAUUGAGAUUGAGAUUGAAAUUGCGAUCAAGUAUCAUGCAGGAAGGGAACUGGAAUAAUCCCACCACCAUGCCUGACUUGCAAAUAUCUCCUGCUGGUCCGCAUGGCGGAAAUCCAGGUAAGGAUCAACAGGCGGCAGGGGUAGGCAUUCUUCUUCAGAUAAUGAUGCUCGUCCUUUCAUUCAUUCUUGGACAUGUCUUGCGGCGUCAUAGAUUCUAUUAUCUUCCUGAAGCAAGCGCCUCCCUUUUGAUCGGGUUAAUCGUUGGUGGACUUGCGAAUAUCUCGAAUACCGAAACUAGUAUCAGGGCCUGGUUUAAUUUCCAUGAGGAGUUCUUCUUCCUCUUUUUGUUGCCCCCCAUCAUAUUAUAUCCUUCGUCAAUCUCCUUAAUGAUUUAUUAUUCUUUAUCAUCUGUUUUAUUAAUCAAAAGAGGAUUCAGUUUGGCACCUAAACCAUUCUUUUCAAACUUUGGAGCCAUUGUGACAUUUGCAAUAUUGGGAACUUUUAUUGCUUCAAUUGUUACAGGUCUUUUGGUGUACCUUGGUGGUGUAAUGUAUCUCAUGUACAGACUUCCAUUGGUUGAAUGUCUGAUGUUUGGUGCUCUUAUUUCAGCAACAGAUCCUGUCACUGUUCUCUCCAUUUUUCAGGAGCUUGGCUCAGACAUGAAUCUUUAUGCAUUGGUUUUUGGUGAAUCGGUUUUAAAUGAUGCGAUGGCAAUUUCCCUAUACAGGACAAUGUCAUUGGUGAGGAGUAAUUCAUCUGAGCAAAAUUUCUUUUUGAUAGUUGUGAGGUUUCUUGAGACUUUUGUUGGUUCCAUGUCAGCAGGUGUUGGUGUUGGGUUCACAUCUGCUUUGAUAUCCUUUAAUAGAAACCUAUUCAAGUAUGCAGGUUUGGACAUUGAUAACCUACAGAACUUGGAAUGCUGUCUGUUUGUUCUUUUUCCAUACUUCUCGUACAUGUUAGCAGAAGGUCUUGGUCUCUCUGGUAUUGUGUCAAUUCUGUUCACUGGGAUGGUUAUGAAGCAUUAUUCCUUCUCAAACUUGUCAGAAAAUUCUCAAAGAUUUGUGUCUGCUUUUUUCCACUUGAUAUCGUCUUUAGCUGAGACAUUUGUAUUCAUAUAUAUGGGUUUUGAUAUUGCUAUGGAACAGCAUAGCUGGUCCCACGUGGGAUUCAUCUUCUUUUCUAUUAUAUUCAUCGGUUUAGCAAGGGCUGCAAAUGUGUUCACUUGUGCAUAUUUGUUGAAUUUGGUUCGACCUGCACAACGACAAAUACCUGUAAAACACCAGAAAGCACUUUGGUAUAGUGGACUUAGAGGGGCAAUGGCUUUUGCCCUUGCUUUGCAAUCAGUUCAUGAUCUCCCAGAAGGACACGGUCAGACCAUAUUUACUGCAACCACUGCAAUAGUCGUCUUAACGGUGUUGCUUAUUGGAGGCUCAACAGGUACUAUGCUCGAAGCUUUACAAGUUAUAGGAGGAGAUACCCAUGAUGGCCACUUGAGUGAUAGCUUUGAAGCUAAUAAUGGCUACGUGGCUCCAUUUGAUGGAGAGCCAUCAUCCGGUAACAGACUAAAGAUGAGACUUAAAGAAUUUCACAGAAGUGCUGCAUCUUUCCGUGCGUUAGACAGGAACUACCUUACCCCAUUUUUCACCACUCAAUCUGGAGAUCGGGAUGACAAUGAUGAUAGUCAUGCGGAAGAUUCACUGCUGAGGUCUAGAAGAGAAGGCUUCCAUUAGCAGAGGAGUAUAGCACGAUUUAUAUUUUGAUGAUUUGAAUCUUAGAAUUCUACUAAAUCUCAAAGUGUUAGGGGUGGUAGGCAGAUAUGAUUAGCAUAUACAACUUAUAUGUACAUGAUGAUUAUACUAGAUUAACAAGUGGAGAUGAGAUGUUGUUUACUUUACUUUAUUUUACUUGCAUGGAUCAAAAUUGCUUAUAUUGUUUUAAUUUCCCAUAUCAAUUUCUAUGCAUAUGUUUAAGAAAUGGAUGCUGUAAUAGAAAAGAUGAAAGUAGGAAGGGAAAAUGAAUGCAAGUUUGAUGCUAUUUAUAUCUGAUUGAUGAUGCA